Messenger RNA from Protopolystoma xenopodis, 570 nucleotides. The record is from the annotation of a GenBank genome assembly. NCBI's taxonomy places the organism in Eukaryota, Metazoa, Platyhelminthes, Monogenea, Polystomatidea, Polystomatidae.
AUGUUCAGAGUUUACAAAAUAAACUGCAGGGAAUGUAGUCAGAAGUACAGCAGAGAGACUGGAAUGACAGACAACAUCGGAAUCAAAGAACACCAGCGACUCUCCAGGACAACGAAUGCAGAAAGCUUGGAGAUAGCUGAGUACAUUGCCUUAGCCGGUCACACAAUUGCCUCGUUUUCAGCGGAAAGACUGGCCUCAUAUGAGGAAAACACCAGAAAACGGAAGAUCAGGGAGGCUGUGGAUAUCCUUAUUCAAAGAAACCUGAUGAACAGGAGAUUGGAAGAGGGAAGAGUCAGCGAUGAUCUCAUCUACUGCCCGGGCAGACUCGGAGAUUCAGUGGGAACUGCUAAAAGAAGACUCUUGGACAAAGGACAUCUAUUGUUGAGCUUACUUGCAUUUCGAGUGAAAGCGUUGAGUGAGAGAGAGAGCUUCAGCAUGAAUAUUUCAGUAAAGCUAAUCGACAGCUGGUCAAGAGGAAUCCGCCGUCGUCUUCUGGUGGAACCGACCUUAGAAUCUCUUCACCAAACACUUUCACUUGAAAUGGAAGUAAGCUCGACAAUUAUGAAAUGA